GACGCGUCAAAGCGCAAUUUGGCACCGGCUGCCUGGGCCCUGAUAAAUAGGAGGUUCCUGCUUUCAGUCGCACAUCCUCUGAGGACUUUACGCAGGACCGACUACUACAAGGAACCAUGGAGACUUUCGCUACCAACAGUGGAUUAACUUCUGUUUUUAAUGGAAACAAUACUACCCAGCAGUCCAAUUUGUGGAGACCGUGGACUGGAAAAGAGGAGAAAACUGGCGCGCAGAAGUCCGUGCCUGGAGACAUUUCUGAUGGAAAGCACCCCAAAACUCCUCAGAUCAUUCACCCAGUGAAGUUGUACUGGCCAAAAUCCAGAUGCUUCGAUUACCUGUACCAGGAUGCUGAAAUGCUCCUGCGCAACUAUCCGGUCCAAGCGACAAUCUGCCCCUAUGAGGACUCCAGCAGCGAUGAUGACAGCGAUGAUGAAGAGGAGGAGAUGGAAAAGGAGCUGAACUGAACAUCAUCCUUUGGAGCCUUUGAAGACAAAUUGUUGCCUAAUGUGAUAAUAUAUAUAUAUUUCUCUUAAAUUAUUCUUGUAAAUAUAUGUAAAUAGAUCCUUUUCGUUACUAUUCCAAACAAGAAUGUAAAUGCUUAAGUUAUUCCUUUAACAUU
Messenger RNA from Toxotes jaculatrix (banded archerfish), 619 nucleotides. It is a transcript of the gene ripply2, whose product is annotated as ripply transcriptional repressor 2. NCBI's taxonomy places the organism in Eukaryota, Metazoa, Chordata, Actinopteri, Toxotidae. Gene Ontology annotation, cellular component: nucleus. The record is from RefSeq and is a predicted model, not a curated record. Gene Ontology annotation, biological process: embryonic pattern specification; negative regulation of transcription by RNA polymerase II. Bases 117 to 464 code for a protein of 115 amino acids. The transcript has 3 exons.